Molecule: messenger RNA, 2085 nt
Organism: Silurus meridionalis
Lineage: Eukaryota; Metazoa; Chordata; Actinopteri; Siluriformes; Siluridae
Gene: tlcd1
Product: TLC domain containing 1
Exons: 4
Coding region: 433-1188 (251 amino acids)
Biological process (GO): regulation of membrane lipid distribution; membrane assembly; phospholipid homeostasis
Cellular component (GO): plasma membrane
Source: RefSeq, a predicted model, not a curated record
CUCUCUCUCUCUCACACUCUUUUGCACACACAUAACAAUUUCUUCUCUGACUCUGUAGGACAAUGUCAAGAUCAGUUGUAUUACUCUGAGGAGAAUAAAAGAGAGGUAUGACCAAUAGCAACAAUCUUGCUAGCUCAUUCUUUCUCGGCCAAUCACAGCUCAACAAACAGAGAUUGAACAAACACACACCCAUUGUUAAGCCACAGUGUGUGAGUGAUUGAGUAAGAGAGAAGACAAGGAGAAGGAGAAAAGAGUUACAGAGGAAUUCCAGACUCUUCCAAAGAAAAUGAAACUGUAAAACUGCGCUUAUUAUUAAAACAGGCAAUCACUUUAUAUCAAAGAAUAGGGGACUAAACAGGGAAAGCAUCUAUAAGUAAGGGAAAGGCAGUAGAGAGCAUUUGAGUCAGGUAAGUAAUAGAGCAGGAGUGGAGGAUGGAUGGCUGGUUGAUAGAGGUGCAGCGUCGGCCUGUCCUCUGUGUAUUCUGCAGCUCGCUGGCCUUCAGGCUGCUCCAAACACUGCUAAAGUUUCUGCCCAGACCUAAUGCUGUUAGCUGUGAUCCAUGGAAGAGCUAUAAAUGGAAGAAUCUCUCUGUGUCACUCGUCCACUCGCUCCUUACUGGCACCUGGGCCAUUUUCUGUGUUCUUCAAUAUCCAGCAAUGGUGUAUGAGAUUCACUCAUCCUUCACUCCUGUCUCAUACCUGCUCGUCGUCGUCUCAACGGGGUAUUUUAUUGAGGAUGCUGGAGACAUCUUGUUCAGUGGCUAUGUACGAGAAUCAUGGGAGUUUCUGCUGCAUCAUUUUCUGGUGAUCUGGACUUUCCUGUACGCCGUUCUCACGAGUCACUAUGUGGCCGGUGCUGUUGUGGCCCUGUUUGUGGAAGUAAACAGUGUGUUUCUGCAUUCACGGCUUAUGCUCAAAAUGGCUGAAGUGCCUAAAGACUCGCUCAUCUACACCAUAAAUAAGGUUCUCAACUUCACAACGUAUGUCAUCUUUCGUCUGGGAGCACAGCUUUACCUGACAAUGUACAUCCUGGUUAACUACUCUCAGUUGGACCAUGCUGCCUAUUUUCUGGCAUCUAUGAUGCUCAUGAACAUCAUGAUCCUCAUUUAUUUCUACCGUCUACUUCGAGCAGAUUUCUUCUCAAAUCACAGCCGAUCAAACGGCACACGUAAAUUUGCCCAGGACUAAAAUACCACAGGGAAAUAUUCUGAAUUCUUCUGUUUGAAGUAACAAAGAUAAUGUCUGAAUUUCACACUGGAGACUACUUUAAGAUGUCCACACUGCUGUUUCACAAAAACAAAAUCUUGAAAAUCUUUGAUUAUUUUACAUUGUGGAUUUUACAAACGUAGUGCAGGCUUUUUAUCACCAUGCUUCUCAACUCGUUACUACUUAAGUGGGUUUCUGCUUUUCUCCCACAAAACUUAGCUGAAUCAGGUAUGCUAAUUUGCCUGUAUAUGUGUGUAUGCAUGCUGAUUAGCAACCCAUUCAGGUUGAAUUCGCAGACCAGGAUAAAGUGUUUACUAAAGAUGAUAAUGUGAUUACUAAUGUUAAUAGAAUGCAUAUGUACAAUUUUAGGGUAUAAUCUUAUUUCGGCUUCUCCCAUUAGGGGUCGCCACAGCGGAUCAUCAGUCUAUAUAACCCCCUGUCCUCUACAUCUGCCUCUUUCAAACCAAUGCACUCAUUCCCCUUCUCUUCAGCGCGUACCUCCACCUCUCCAAGCUCUUCUCUCUAUUCUCACCACAAAAUCAUCCGCAAAUAUCAGUCCAUGGAGACUCCUGUCUGACCUCGUCUGUCAACCAAUCUCAGGGUGUAACAGAUAAGUACAAUAUUUAUAGUACGAUUUAUCUUCAUGCACUGAUUUAGUCUGUAGUGAGAAACAUUAAUGGUGCUCAGUUUCCACAACUAAAUAACCUCUGAACACUAAACAUGACCUUCACUGUUUCACAGAAUUCAGCCGUUAAAUAGGUCAUUAUAAUCUACUAAAAUGUAAGAGCUACUCUGAUUUAAUCCUGACUACAAACGAAACACACCUCAAACAAGUGUUUUCAUGUGUUACCUUUAUCAAAUAAACCUAACUUUGAUACA